Molecule: messenger RNA, 1278 nt
Organism: Xenopus laevis (African clawed frog)
Lineage: Eukaryota; Metazoa; Chordata; Amphibia; Anura; Pipidae
Gene: cenpp.L
Product: centromere protein P L homeolog
Exons: 9
Coding region: 226-1107 (293 amino acids)
Biological process (GO): CENP-A containing chromatin assembly
Cellular component (GO): nucleus; chromosome, centromeric region
Source: RefSeq, marked provisional
CAAACGGGAACACUGCUUCCACUUCCAGAAACCUUAGUUCAGGUUGUGAUUAAAACCAAUAGCUUCCAAUUUGGCUGGGUUGUCAUUAAAGAUUAGAACUCUCCCCCCCUCCUUUCGUUCUGCGAUUUAGAUGCGGCCGUAGCAAAGGUGAGGCGAUUUGACGGGAAACUCGGGAAAGUUCAGUGACAGCUACGCACGAGAAGACAAAAAAGCGGGAAAGAUAUCAUGCAGAAUGAAUUUAAUCACCCCUAUGAAGAUGAGAUCAUAUGCUUACAAGAAGAGAUCCAAGAGCUUACUCAACAGUACAAGGAGGUUCAAACGGAAGCAGCCUUUUUAUCCAGUGCCAAAAUUAAACAGGCCUUGCAAUCCUAUAAUGGAAUAUUUAUCCCUGAUCAAGAGAGGAUUAAAGAUUCAGCAAAUUUGAUGACACAAAUUGAGGACUGUGAAAAAGAAUUGCAGUUUCUUAACAACUUAUCAGGACUCGAGUUUACCAAAUACUCAAAAAAGACAGAGCAGAAAUCUGAUGACCAAACUAUAUAUAAAUAUAGGCUUGUAGGUCAGUGUCAUUCUCUUUUGUUUCAGUUGGAGUUUCAAACCUUGGAAUCCAAGAGCAGUGAUAAUGCCUGUCCAUCAGUUAUUGACCUUAAUAUUAUCAUGGAAUGCAGAGAACAAUUUGACUUGAGCAAGUUUGUUUCAAGGAUGGAAGAAAGAAGAAAUCUGUUACUCUUUUUUCGUAGCCUUUCAAAUUUUGCAGAGUGGUGUGAACAUCGCAAAAACACCUUUGAACAAUUCAAGGAGAAGUAUCCGCUCGCUGUGGGACUGCCAGCUGGAGGCUCUGCUGAGUACAUGACUCUGAGAAAUCCCCAAAACCCAGGAUGUGAGCUGCUGAUCGUGUGGAAGAUUCACAUUGAUGACCAAGGGGCAGUGAUCCCCAUCUUGGAUUUAUUACCAAAAAUUCCAGAGCAAGCCCUGGCCCUGGAUACUAACGGAGCGGUGGAAGGAUCUGCCUCGGCCUUCAGAAAUCUCCUGCGUGUGUUUGGCAUCCAGGGCUCCAUUGAGCGGCUCAUUCACUCCUUCUGUUUGUCUGACUCAGAGGCCAGUGUGUGACGCAGAAUAAAUGCAAAACCAUCGCAACGUUGUCUCAAUGGCAUUUUACUGAAUAAAAAUCUUGUCCGUUUAUAAACAAUAUCCUCGCUCAUGCGCUAUGUACAAUACGUAUGGCACAUUAUAUAUAAUUUAUUAUACAUUGGAAAAUAAAUACAAGCAUUAAAUACAAAA